AUGAAGUCUCCAACCGUCAUCCUCACGCCGCUCGCGCUCUUCAUCUCCCCUACAAUAGCAUCAAAAGCCUACGGCGGCCUCGACAAUGAAACUAAAACCUUUAAGACCCUUGUCGCAGUCCACGGUGCCCUAAUGGCCUUCUGCUUCGUCAUCCUCUUUCCCCUCGGCGCCACGCUCAUCCACGUUUUAAAGCGCCAGUCUGUUGUUUGGUUCCAUGGAGUGUGGCAGAUCGUAACUCUGCUCAUCGCACUUGUUGGAUUCGGACUCGGAAUCUACAUGGUUCAUCAUAGUCGAUUGAAUGUGUCUCUCUGGAAAUCUUUCAACGGCCACCCAGUCAUAGGAACAAUUAUCAUCGCACUCCUACUAAUUCAACCUAUCGGGGGAGCCAUUCACCAUUCACUGUACAAAAAGCGCACAAGCAGCACUUGCUCCCCCGGUAAUGUGGAACAUGAAUCUAGCAAUACCACUACCAGGUCUACAUAUACAACGCGCACCACACCCAUCGGCCAUGCGCAUCGCUGGCUAGGCCGUCUUCUCCUCGUCCUCGGCGUUAUAAACGGUGGUUUAGGCUUUCAAUUGGCAAGGGAGAGUAGUAUUCCUAUCAUUGUGUACAGCGUUCUCUGUGCAAUCUUAUUCGCGGUAUGGGGGCUAGCUUUGUUUUGCAGUCUGCCGAUUCUCUGA
This is a messenger RNA of Akanthomyces muscarius, 681 nucleotides long. RefSeq lists its product as uncharacterized. The record is from RefSeq and is a predicted model, not a curated record. Bases 1 to 681 code for a protein of 226 amino acids. Lineage: Eukaryota; Fungi; Ascomycota; Sordariomycetes; Hypocreales; Cordycipitaceae. The transcript is spliced from 3 exons.